AUGCUGUCGAGUCGGCCAACGCGACUGGCUGAUUGCAUCACAUCUCCCCUUUCAACUCGCGCCCGUGAACUCAUCACUCCCUUCAACUUGACUGGCCUCGGUCCGCUCUGCCAACAAGACCCGGCGGCAGAGUUGCAGGCCAAGAUCGACUGCCAAUCAUUGAAACUGCACACUCAACAAUCCCUGAAAAGUGCAACUGGGCGCCCCGGAUGUACAGGCAGCGCAGAACUGAAGUCUUGUCCUGUUCUGUCGUCUUCUGAACUUGUCAACCAAGUGCAAUUCGUCAAUCUCCACACCGAGCCAAGAAGACAUGAGGCGGGACUCGAACCAGGACCAAUUGAAGUUAUGACAAGAGCUGGGUUUUAA
Protopolystoma xenopodis is the source of this 366-nucleotide messenger RNA. The record is from the annotation of a GenBank genome assembly. Lineage: Eukaryota; Metazoa; Platyhelminthes; Monogenea; Polystomatidea; Polystomatidae.